AUGAAGUUUUCAAAGCUGUCAGAAGCUGCACUCAUACUUCUAUACUUGCAAAUUCUAACUAGUGCAUUGGAGGUAAUCAUCAACGAUGAAGUAGUCAGUGACCCCGCGUUGAAACUAAAGUCCAAAUUCAAGAAAUACUUGCCAGAGCUCCAGGAAACAUUGGAAAUACCAUUGAGGUACCCCGAUCAACAAAGCUUAAAGGAGUCGUUCUUGCAAAGACCGCGACCACAUCCCAACCCCAACCACCGCGGCAUCCGCACUAGAUUGAAGGAGGAUCUCCCCAUGUUGUUCCGAUCACGCAUUAGGAACUCCAAGCACUUGAUGCCUGAUGAUAACAUUGGCGAUGGGGAUGAGAGCGGCAGCGAUGGAGGAGCUAAGGACAAGAAGGAUGCGUUUGACAGUGACGAUGGCUCGGGCUUGGGUGGCGAUAACGAUAAUGGCAGCGGUAGUGGCAGCGGCAGCGACGAUGAAAGCAAUGCCCCAUUCAACAGUGAAUUCGCCAAUCUCAACGAUAAACCCAAUGACUACCCCAUGGGUGGUGCGACUGCGCCGAGUGGCGUCACUGCUUUAAAAGCUGACGUUAAAUUGCAAUCAAAUCACUCUUUUGUCAAGGAUUUCCUCGCGUAUCGCACUAACCAUUUCACGGCGCUUGCGAUUGCGCAGGACAAGAUCGAUCGCGAUGACAAGUACCGCACUGGCAAGAAGCUCAAGCUGAAGAUCAACGAGUACCAGGAUUCACUUAACGACCCCAAGGACUUGAAAAAAUGGGUGAGGUUGAUCGCUGAUAAGUCCAAUGAUGGUGACGGUGGCAAUGGAAAUGGCAAGGGAAAUGGUGGUGGUGGAGGGGUUGCGUCUCGAUCUAAAAACUUUGUCAAUAAUGAAAUUGAGAUUGAUAUCGACGAGUUUAUCAAUUACUUGGUCAAUGAACAAGGUUUCAACCCCAAGGACUUGCAGUUUUUGAAAAUGAGGAAUUUGGACUACGGCUUGGGGGAGAUUGAGAUGGAGUUGAGUAAAUUGAGAGAGAUGCAAGUUCGCGGCAACGCCAAGGUCAUUUCAAUCGGAGGCGAGGAUGGUGACGGUGCGGAUGGGGUUCUGCUGAGCGGGUUAACAUUGACGGUUGGCUGGUACAUGGUCAUGACUCUAGCAGUUUUUUCCGUCAUGAUGAGCUAG
This is a messenger RNA of Lodderomyces beijingensis, 1170 nucleotides long. The record is from the annotation of a GenBank genome assembly. Lineage: Eukaryota; Fungi; Ascomycota; Pichiomycetes; Serinales; Debaryomycetaceae.